Molecule: messenger RNA, 1626 nt
Organism: Cynoglossus semilaevis (tongue sole)
Lineage: Eukaryota; Metazoa; Chordata; Actinopteri; Pleuronectiformes; Cynoglossidae
Product: KN motif and ankyrin repeat domain-containing protein 1-like
Exons: 7
Coding region: 49-1044 (331 amino acids)
Biological process (GO): negative regulation of actin filament polymerization
Cellular component (GO): cytoskeleton; cytoplasm
Molecular function (GO): protein binding
Source: RefSeq, a predicted model, not a curated record
ACAAAGAGACAGAAAGGAGAGCAGAGCUGUAGCAGCAGCAGGAAAAGUAUGAGACUAAUGAAGGUGACGACAGGUCUGGAGCCUCUGCCGUCUUACCAGCACUCAGGGGAAGAAAAAGAAAACUCAGAGGAAGUGGAGAAGAGAGUAAACAAAAAAAUGAGGGGCGCAGCUCAGGAUGGGACACCAGCACGGAAAGGAAAAAGUGGAUUCAACAAAGGACUGAAGGCAACUGUGAAGUCACACACACAGCAAAGAUGUAAGAUAAGUGAAAAGGUCGUUUCUGCCUGUGAGGCGUUGGAGAUGAACCUGAGUGAAGAGACGACUUUAUCCAGCAGGGAGCUGCACGACUGUCUGCAAACACUGCAGCAGGAGUGGUUCUCUGUAUCCAGCCACAAGUCAUCUGAUGCCAACGUUGUGGAUGAGUACUUGUCGGUGUUUCGGGUCAUCUCUCCUGCAGUGCUGCGACACGUGGUCAAUAUGACUGAUGGCAACGGAAACACAGCACUGCACUACAGCGUGUCUCACUCCAACUUUGGUGUUGUUAAGAAACUGCUGGACGCAGAGGGCUGUGAUGUCAAUCAACAGAACAAAGCAGGAUACACACCCAUCAUGCUGGCAGCACUGGCAGCAGUAGAAACCCAGGAGGACAUGAGGGUCGUAGAGAAGCUCUUUUCAAAAGGAGAGGUCAAUGCCAAGGCCAGCCAGGCCGGACAAACAGCUCUGAUGCUGGCUGUGAGCCAUGGCAGGAUGGCCAUCGUGCAGGCUCUAAUGGCCCAGGGGGCAGAGGUCAACCUCCAGGAUGAUGAAGGAUCCACUGCACUCAUGUGUGCGAGCGAACACGGCCACACGGACAUCGUCAAACUGCUGCUGGCAGAGUCGGACUGUGACGCCGCCCUAACCGACAGUGAUGAGAGCACAGCCUUGUCCAUUGCACUGGAGGCGGGACAUAAUGACAUCGCAGUGCUUCUUUAUGCUCAUGCCAACUUUUCCAAAGCACAAACUGUGGUAUGUUGGUCAGCACUUUUUCUGCAGCAUGUAAUCUAAGUUGAUCGUAUUCCAUUCGAAAGUUUUUAUUAUGUUUUUUUUUUCCUCUCUUUGUCGUUACAGGCUGUUUCUCGGAGCAGUGGAAAACCAGUCUCCUCCUCUGGUGUUUGAAACUUCUUUGAAUCAUAGACGUUAAUCACAUCCAUGAGGCCAUUCAGUGUAAAAGCUGUUGUAUUUGUAAAUCCUGACGACGUGUUGUUUACAACACCACAAGUGAAACAUAUGGAAUUAGUCUAUGUUUACAAAAGACAAGGCUUGGUUGCCUUAAAUUUUUUUUUUUUUUCUUUUUUUUUUUUUUUUACUUUUUACUUUUUUACUACUACUUUUCAUUCUUUUGUUGCACACACAAAUACACACACAUAUAUAUGCACAUAUGAAUAUGAAUGGAUACCAGCACAACAGACUUUAUUGUCUAUAAAAUAUUUUAAAAAAAGAAAUGUAUAUAAAGCUAUUUUAAAUAUGUUGCAAAAAAAUUAUUAAAUGCACAUUAAAAUCAUGAUGAAUAUACAAUACAUUUUUAAUAGAGAUUUUUUUCUCUUUUAUUCAUUUUGCCAAACCUAAAGUUUAAACUUCACUUUCAUU